AUGCCCAUAUCCUUUUCACAUAAAAUAUAUGGAAAGUCUUGCUACCAGCCACGGAUCGACGGGCUGAUACAGCAGACGCAUUAUAUGCGACCUGCCUACCGAGAACUUUUUAUGAGGGAUCAAAUUGAUUGGUUCGGUGAUAAUAUCGGAGUGCCGUAUUGUAACUACUUGAAAACUCCCGCUAAAGUGAAUUCAGUCUCUGCUAAUGCAUAUCAUAUUACCUUGAAGUUGAAACGUGCUCCAUAUCAUCUUCAAAAAAUCUGA
Messenger RNA from Danaus chrysippus (African queen), 264 nucleotides. Lineage: Eukaryota; Metazoa; Arthropoda; Insecta; Lepidoptera; Nymphalidae. The record is from the annotation of a GenBank genome assembly.